Thlaspi arvense is the source of this 891-nucleotide messenger RNA. The record is from the annotation of a GenBank genome assembly. NCBI's taxonomy places the organism in Eukaryota, Viridiplantae, Streptophyta, Magnoliopsida, Brassicales, Brassicaceae.
AUGGAAGCACCAAAGUUCAACGGGUUCAUCGGAGGGAAUCACAACAACAACAACAACAACAGUUACUAUGAACACUACCAAAAGCUUGAAGGCUCUAACAUGUCUAUCGACAGUUUACAGACAAGUACUAUCGGUGGUUCUGUAGCAACGUCGAUGGAUAACAGCAGCGUUGGCUCAAAUGACUCCAAAACCCACAUUUUAGGCCAUCCUGGGCUAGGACCAGUGCGUCAGAACUACACCGGGACAGCGGAAAACAGCGUUUACCGUCCAGGGAGCCACGAGCUCAACGACGACGCUCUUGCGCAAGCUUUGAUGGAUAGUAGAUAUCCGGUUGAAGGAUUAGCGGAGUUUGAUGAGUGGACGAUUGAUUUGAGGAAGCUUCAUAUGGGUCCUGCUUUUGCUCAAGGAGCCUUUGGUAAGCUUUAUAGAGGAACAUACAACGGUGAGGACGUGGCCAUUAAGAUACUCGAGAGGCCUGAGAAUGAUCCGGAGAAGGCGCAGCUGAUGGAGCAACAGUUUCAGCAAGAGGUGAUGAUGCUCGCAACGCUUAAGCACGCCAAUAUCGUCAGGUUCAUUGGCGCUUGCCGUAGAUCAGUGGUCUGGUGCAUUGUUACAGAGUAUGCUAAAGGAGGGUCGUUGAGACAGUUUCUGACACAGAGACAGAACCGAGCAGUGCCUUUGAAACUGGCGGUUAAGCAGGCGUUGGAUGUGGCUACUGGAAUGGCGUAUGUUCAUGGACUUGGAUACAUUCACAGAGACUUGAAAUCGGAUAAUCUUCUGAUUUCCGCGGAUAGAUCCAUCAAGAUUGCGGAUUUCGGUGUUGCUAGGAUCGAGGUCAAAACAGAAGGGAUGACUCCAGAGACAGGGACUUACCGUUGGAUGGCCCCGUAA